Rhinolophus ferrumequinum (greater horseshoe bat) is the source of this 4697-nucleotide messenger RNA. Its product is annotated as free fatty acid receptor 2-like. Gene Ontology annotation, biological process: G protein-coupled receptor signaling pathway; cellular response to fatty acid. The transcript has 2 exons. Bases 201 to 1190 code for a protein of 329 amino acids. NCBI's taxonomy places the organism in Eukaryota, Metazoa, Chordata, Mammalia, Chiroptera, Rhinolophidae. Gene Ontology annotation, cellular component: plasma membrane. The record is from RefSeq and is a predicted model, not a curated record. Gene Ontology annotation, molecular function: G protein-coupled receptor activity.
CUUUGUGCUUGUGCUCUGGGAAGUGAUGCCAGGAUCAGAAUUGGAGGGACAGGUGUUGGGGGGCUGGAGAAAGUCUUUGAGAAACUGAAUGGAAGGAUCAUACUUGGAGACAGGAGCCAGUGUGGGGAGCAAGGAAACCGAGACCAGGAUAUCAAGCAUGGAAAGAGGAUGGAGGGGACAGAUUGUGUGGGUGAACAGUCAUGUCCACCUUGAAGAGCUCUGUGAUCCUCACAGCCUACAUCGUUAUCUUCCUCACUGGUCUCCCUGCCAACCUCCUGGCCCUUCGUGCUUUCGUGGGGCGGGUCCGCCAGCCCCACCCUGCACCCGUCCACAUCCUUCUGCUCAGCCUGACGCUGGCAGACCUCCUCCUGCUGCUGCUGCUGCCCUUCAAGAUCGCUGAGGCUGCGUCUGACUUCCGCUGGUAUCUGCCUGAGAUAGUCUGUGCCCUCACGGGCUUCGGCUUCUACAGCAGCAUCUACUGCAGCACCUGGCUCCUGGCGGGCAUCAGCAUCGAGCGCUACCUGGGAGUGGCCUUCCCUGUGCAGUACAAGCUGUCCCGCCGGCCUUUGUAUGGAGUGAUUGCUGCUCUGAUCGCCUGGAUCAUGUCCUUUGGUCACUGUACCAUCGUGAUCAUCGUUCAGUACUUGAACUCAACCCAGAAGGCCACAAAUUCGAAUGAAAUUACCUGCUAUGAGAAUUUCACCGAAAAGCAGCUGGAGGUGGUGCUUCCUGUGCGGCUGGAGCUGUGCCUCAUCCUCUUUUUCAUCCCCAUGGCAGUCACCAUCUUCUGCUACUGGCGCUUUGUGUGGAUCAUGCUCACCCAGCCCCAUGUGGGGGUCCAGAGGCGGCGCCGGGCUGUGGGGCUGGCUGUCGUGACGCUCCUUAAUUUUCUGGUGUGCUUCGGGCCUUAUAACGUAUCUCACCUGGUGGGGUUUUACAUGAAAAAAAGCCCCACGUGGCGAGCGGAAGCUGUGGUAUUCAGUUCCCUCAACGCCAGUCUGGACCCCUUGCUUUUCUAUUUCUCUUCUUCGGAUGUGCGCAGAGCCUUUUGGAAAGGGCUUCAGAUACUGCGGCACCAUGGCUCCUCCCUGCUGGGACGCAGAGGCCGAGACACAGGGGAGACGAGAAAUGGAGACCGGGGUGUGAGUCAAGCAGAGGGAGCAGCGAGUUCGGACUUCACCACAGACUAGGGAGGCUCCUGGACCUUCGGAGGCCCUCGGGGCUGUGUAUGAGUUGAGCAGGCCAGGAGAGGGGGACUGUGAGGGGCUUAGGAUUCCUCAGACCCACACCACUAGCGGGACUGUAAAAAUCUCUCUCACCAGCUUGGUAUCCCUUCCUGACUGAAUUUUCCUUCCCAAAGGGAACAUAGCUCUGAGGCAAAAGAAGAAACGGCUGGGCAUUGAGAAGCACUAGCAGACCAAGUUUCAGAGGCAAUGUAGCUAACACAAAUUCAAGUCCUUGGGAGGUGGUCUGUAGCUGGGGACGACCACCCCGAAAGAGAGAGUCCUAAAGCAAUCUUGCCCUAAGCUUUGAAGCAACACCUAGACACCGGUCUAGCGGUUCAUGCUGGAGAGAAGCCAACAGGAAAGAGAUGGAAGAGAAAUACUACACGAGGUCAAAGAAGACUCAGGAAGAUUCUGAGCCAAGGGGACUAGGAGGAGGGGCUGUGGGCUUAGGCCUCUAAUGAUCUGGGUUUGCACUGUACUGAUCUGGCCUGCUGCUUUGUAAGUAUGCUUCAGUCAUCUUCACGUGUGUAUUGUGUCUCCCCCAUUAAAUUGGGAGCUGCCUGAAGUCUGGGUCUUGUCUUCUCCCUCCAUAGCACCCCACACAGGUCAGGACACAGCUUGGCCCCCAUCGGUUAGAGCUCAACACUGACUAGUACAGGAAAAGACAGCCCGGUCUGGCAGAUUGAAAAUAAAAGAUUACAAAACUCUGAAGUGAGUGACCACAAUGUUUGCUAACAUUUCUGCAAAAACGGGGAGGGCAAAAAUGGGAUGAAGAACCAGACUCGGCAGCAAAGGGGGAAAGGUGAUGUGUCUGAAACCACAGAAACAUUUUAAGGUAAAGAUGUAACGAGAGUAGAUUAAGUAAGGGUGUUGAUGUAAUCCCAUUUAGAUUGAUGAAUAGAGACUGGGUUUAGAAACAGCAUGUGGGGUGAGGCCUGACUCAAAGUGGUCAGUGUAUCACAGGGGGCUUGAAACAUACUACUCUCCUGCUUAGAAACCUGCAGACUUUUCUUAUCAUCAAAAGUUUUCCUCUCAGGAACUCAUAUCAUAUCAUUCCAUUGCCUGCUUUGUGUCCUCUCUCCCUUCCCAAUUCCAGCUGCCCAACUCGUUUCUCCACAUUAAGGACUCCUACACCUCUCUCUAGGUAACGGGCCCGCUAGGUCCUCACCUAGUGAUUUGCAACAGAGGCUAUACAUCAGAGUUUCACGGAGAGGUAUAAAAAUAAUACAGGUGGCCACCUCUAAUCUACUGACUCAGAAUCUUGGGAUGGGAGCAGCAGGUGAGCUGUGAAAAGCUCCCCAGGUGAUUGUGAUAGGCAGCUCUGGUCAGGAAUCACUGGCCUAUCUCAGGGGCCGAAUUUGUCCAAGCAAUUACUCUUCAGAGAGACCUUUCCUGCUUUUAAGUCCCCCUCACCUCAAUCACACGCACCCUCAUCUUCUGAUUGCUUGCUUUUUCCCUUCUGAUAAAACCCCACUCGAUAUUUACUUUCUCCAGAAAGACUUCCCUUGUUAUUUCCACCCAACAGAGAGCACCUUUUCUCUGUUUUCCUUCCUCAAAACAACACUGGACUGGUGUCAUAAGAGCCCUGACUGUUGUGUUGGUUCUGCUUACUAGCUGGAUGACCUUGAGCAAGUCACAACCUCCAGACUCCAUUUCCAAAUCGUAAUAAUGAGGAUCAUGCAAGCCUCACAGAGUCAUUCUGAGGAUGAGACUGCACAUAUAUAAAACUGCUGAGAGAUUAUAGAGUAGUAUUUAGCUCUAAGAUCGCAACUGAACCACACAUCCAUACCCCUACUUAAGGAAAUAUAGUAAGAAGAAAUUUAAAAUGAUGGAAAUAAUAUAUUAGAUAGCCCACUAUAGAGGAUGGUUUGACAGUAAUAUGUGAGGGGGGAAAAAUCUGGGAUUUUCAGCUGACUGUAGGCCUACUAUGUGUCUGUGAUAUAUUAUACCUUCCAAAAAAGCUAAUUUGAUUUUGGGUGGUAUUAAGAGAAACAGAGUCUAAACAAGUUGAUAGUCUCACUCCACUGAGGCCUAUUCAGCAGCAUAUUUAGUACUGAGCAAAGUAAAGGACAUUAGCUCAAGGAAUCAAAGGACAAUAACUCAAAUUAAUCAGAAAAAUUAACCAAAAUAUUUUGGCGAUUUAAAACCUAAUAACAAUAACAACAACAACAACAUUAACUGCCAGGCAUUGUUCUAGAGAAGGAGCCUGAGAUGAUGAAGGGAACUUUCCAAGGUCAAUAAGCGAGAGGGAGUUUGAAUCCAGGCUUUCCUGACUCCGGCAUACCUACUUUCUUCACUGACACAUGAGACGAGGAGCAAGUAAGAAAAUGCUGGAUAUGUUCAUGAAACAGGAUAAGGUCCAUUUUACGGAAGACUCAGUCUAUGUAGCUCCACAGGGAAGAACAAGGGUUAUGGGCGAAAGAGGUAGGGAGUUACAUCUUAAACAGUCAGGGUUGUUGAAAAUGGAAUUGACUGCCUCCACAAGGUUAUCACUCCCCAGUCUCCAGGAAGAUUAAAGUAGAAGAUAGAAAACAUCCAACUUAGAACACUGAGGAAACUCACGCAUCUGCUAAGGGCUGAAUCAGUAACUGACAAACCCCUUCCAACUUGAGAUUCCCAGGGUUUUAGGGAAAUGGCUACUCCUGCUAAUCAGGAAAGUGCCAGAAAAAUCUCUGGACCUGGUCUGAGACUUUCAGGGUGGAACUUUAGUUACUCACUAACAAACAUUUAAUCUUCGUCAAGUUACUUGUUACAUAGCCCAUUUCUUCACUGGGAAAUUAGUAAUUCAUUGGUUCAACAAAUAUGUAUUGAUUACCUACUAUAAUCAGAUACUUUUCUAGGGGCUGGGGAUGCAGCGUGUAUAAGAGACAAGGAAUUUGUCUUCUUGAGGCUUCCAUUCUAGUAGGGAAAAAUAGUUAACAAACAAGUAAACAAAUAAACAAUCAAGGUAAUUUCAGAAUGUGGCAAAUGGUUUUUACAAACAGACUAAAAUAGGAAUAUGGGAGAAAAUAUAAGGGAAGGUUGAGAGGAUUUAGAAUAUUCUUCUGAGUCAGUGAUGUUCAGCUGAGACCUGAAUAAUGAGAAGGAGUAGCCAUACAAAGUGCCAUAGGAAGAGCAUUCUAGAAGCAGGAACUGCUGUCUUCCCUCCCCACAGUUUCAGAAUCAGUAGGUCUGGGAUGAGACAUAAGAGUUUGUAUUUCUUUUUUUACAAAGAUUAAGUUUUUAUUUUGAACAAUUCACAACUACUGAUACUUCAUUAGCUGUUUUGAAAUGGUGUUUGGUGACAACACAAGUACUAUAAUACAUAAUAAGUAGUAAAACUUUGCUAUCAUUCUUUGUGUAUCUGUGGUGUUAGUUGUCACUCACUUCUCCUCUUUCAUUUCUGAUUUAUUUGGGUCCUCUUUCUUUCUUGAAGAGUCUGGUUAAAGGUUUAUCAAUUUUAUCUUUUCAAAGCACCAGCUCUUGUUUUCG